UUUUGGAUUUUUUUCCCUUAAUAAUAAAAGUCUUCAUUUAAAAACUGCAUUUGUAUAUGAAAAAUACGUCUAAUACAGCAAUUAGUGGAUUUAUCACUUAGUAAAGAGCACACAUUACCAAUAUAUUAUACAUGUUAUCAGGAAUCAACCUUGGAGCGAUACAGUUUCUACCUUUAGGGAAACGGACCGGCACCGGUCCACCCGCAGCAUCCGAGUGACGUCAUAAGCAGGCGCCGCUUAUUUACCUCCGGUCCAGUUGUCGCUGCUGCUGCUGCUGCAAUGGAAGUAAACAGGGACGAGGCGGAGCGCUGCAUCGACAUUGCGACUGCGGCGUUUAAAACCCACGAGCUGGAGAAGGCGCAGCGGUUCCUGGAAAAGGCGCAGAGGCUCUUCCCGACAGAAAAAGCCAAGGUUUUGCUGGACCUGAUUGCGAAGAAUGGAUUUACACCCAGGCGAGGUGGCCGCUCAGACUUCGGCGGGGAGUCGGGGCCUCGGCAUCGGCAAAGCACCGGAGGCGAUACCAGACCUGAGGAAAAGCCUUCAGACGCCCCCAAGUCCUACACAGCAGAUCAGCUAGAAGCCGUGAGAAGGGUAAAACAAUGUAAAGACUUCUAUGAAAUCCUCGGGGUCCAGAAAGAUGCCUCGGAGGACGAACUCAAAAGAUCGUACAGAAAACUCGCUCUUAAAUUCCACCCGGACAAGAAUCGCGCUCCAGGGGCGACGGAGGCGUUUAAAGCUAUCGGUAAUGCCUAUGCCGUUCUGAGCAAUGUCAACAAAAGGAGACAGUACGAUCAGUGCGGAGAAGAGAGAAGGCAUCCUUCGGGGCACGGCGCAGACGAUGGAAACUUCGAACCAGAUAUUUCACCUGAGGACCUCUUCAAUAUGUUCUUUGGAGGAGGUUACCCUUCAAGUAACGCUCACGUGUACGCUAAUGGUCGGAUGCGUUAUCCAAGGCGGGAGAGGAGAGAGCGACAGCGGGAUGGAGGUCUUGCUCUCUUUGUGCAAGUCAUGCCCAUCCUCAUCCUGGUUAUUGUUUCAGCUCUCAGUCAGAUAAUGGUCAACAGCCCCUCCUACAGCCUCAGCUUCAGGCCGUCGGCGGGUUACUCGCAGAAGAGGCUGACCGAGAACCUAAAGGUGCCAUAUUAUGUCGGGGAGCACUUCUCCAAAGACUUCAGCGGCGUGAAUCUGAAAAACCUGGAGCGGUCAGUGGAGGAUGAUUACAUUUCCAACCUUCGCAACAAUUGCUGGAAGGAAAAACAGCAAAAGGAAGGAAUGCUAUACAGAGCUCGCUAUUUCGGAGACACUGAUCUGUACCAGAGAGCGCAGAGGGCUCGAACGCCGAGCUGCGCCAAGCUGUCCGAGAUCACCGCUUCAUUACACGGUUGAGGACGAGAUCGAAGGUUCCCAGAGUCACCCGCAAAAAAAUAAAACAUAAAAAAAAAAAAAAAAAA
Mugil cephalus (flathead mullet) is the source of this 1451-nucleotide messenger RNA. It is a transcript of the gene dnajb12b, whose product is annotated as DnaJ heat shock protein family (Hsp40) member B12b. Gene Ontology annotation, molecular function: Hsp70 protein binding. The transcript has 9 exons. Gene Ontology annotation, biological process: cellular response to misfolded protein. Gene Ontology annotation, cellular component: endoplasmic reticulum membrane. The record is from RefSeq and is a predicted model, not a curated record. Lineage: Eukaryota; Metazoa; Chordata; Actinopteri; Mugiliformes; Mugilidae. Bases 280 to 1386 code for a protein of 368 amino acids.